AGUUCUACUUCCGGAAGAAGCCGACGAGGACUCAUGAGCGCCGAGACACAAGACUUGAGGAUGAAACAAACCUGAGGCUGAAAUAAUUUGGUUUGUGUGGUGGUUUGAACUUCGAGAGUGUGAGUUCACGACAUAAGGGACUGCCAAAGAGAAGAAACAAGAAGAGGGUGUUUCUGCAGAGUCCAGUCCGCUGUGCUUGUUGAUAUUUUUCUACUGUAAUAUAAUCUCUACACGCACAACUUUGAGGCACCUGCUGUGUGAAGUUACUUCCUGCGGUUGGGUGGCAGUGAAUUAACGCGAGGAGCUAAAGAGAUGGACCAGAACAACAGUAUACCACCCUUCCAGGGGCUGGCCUCCCCUCAGGGUGCCAUGACCCCAGGCAUGCCAAUCUUCAGUCCUAUGAUGCCGUAUGGCUCAGGUCUGACGCCCCAGCCCGUCCAGAACACCAACAGUUUGUCUAUACUGGAGGAACAGCAGAGGCAGCAGCAGCAGCAGCAGCAGCAGCAGCAGCAGCAACAGGCACAGCAGACAAAUGCAGGCCUUCCUGGAACGUCGGGGCAGACCCCUCAGCUUUACCACUCGCAGACAGUUGCAGGCUCGACCACCACAGCGCUACCCGGGAACACCCCGCUCUACAACAACACCCCGCUGACACCCAUGACCCCUAUCACACCGGCCACACCAGCCUCGGAGAGCUCUGGAAUAGUACCGCAGCUACAAAACAUAGUUUCUACUGUAAAUCUGGGCUGUAAACUGGACUUGAAGACCAUCGCCCUGAGAGCCAGGAAUGCAGAGUACAACCCAAAGCGUUUUGCUGCGGUCAUUAUGAGAAUACGAGAACCCAGGACCACUGCUCUCAUCUUCAGCUCUGGGAAGAUGGUCUGCACUGGAGCCAAGAGUGAGGAGCAAUCGAGGUUAGCUGCCAGAAAAUACGCCCGUGUGGUGCAGAAGCUCGGUUUUCCUGCAAAGUUCCUGGACUUCAAGAUUCAGAACAUGGUGGGAAGCUGUGAUGUAAAGUUCCCCAUUCGGCUGGAAGGAUUAGUCCUCACACAUCAGCAGUUUAGCAGCUAUGAACCGGAGUUGUUUCCAGGACUGAUUUACAGAAUGAUCAAACCCAGAAUCGUCCUGCUCAUCUUUGUUUCUGGGAAAGUUGUACUCACAGGUGCCAAGGUGAGAGCAGAGAUCUACGAAGCGUUUGAAAAUAUUUAUCCCAUCCUGAAAGGCUUCCGCAAGACAACGUAGAACCUGCAGCUCCUUCUUUUACCUUAUCUCCCAAACCCCGACUUUUUUUUUUUUUUUUUACAGAUUUUUCUUCUUUUUUUUUUUUUAUUCACAAGAAGUGUCAACUAUAUGUUGACCUCUAAAAGUGGACUGCUGUUGUACAGGGAUGCGAGUCAUCAUUGUUUUUCUGGGUUUUGUCCCUCCAGUUUUUUUAUUUAAUUUUCUUGCCGUGCUUUGAUCACAAGUCGGCUUUUUCUGUUGUCUUGAUCCCAUCCCUGAUUGUACAUAAGACUGUAAAGAAAUGUAAAAAGCGCUUGUUAGAAGAGAAGCAGUCUGAUAAGGACUGUUUUUUGUUUUUAUUUCAUGCCAUUUUAAAUAGUUUUGUACUCGACAUUUUUAUAAAUCGUUCACUCAGUCCCCAAAUUGUAUCAAGACAUGUUGGGGUCUGUCAGACCCACAUUCCUAUUAACAGUAUUUGUUAAGAUUUUAGUGGAGUGGCUGUUAAUCUCAAACCAAAUCAGUGUCUUUUACAUUCAAAACAAUUGGAUCUUGGUCCUAAUUUCAUAAGUGCUGUAAGUUGAUUCCCUCUAAAUUCAAACAUUUUGACAUGAAGUCCAGUCUGUUAAGCAGUAGCUGAAAGUGGAUGCUCUUAAAUUUUAAAUAAGUUAAAUAAGUCCUGCUGCUAAAGUUGUUGGUUAGUUCUUUGAGAUGUGUGUCACUUGGUCUGGGUUCCUAAAACAUUUGUACUUAUGAAUCAACCAGAAUCGGCCUCUACUUUUACUUCUCGCUUGCAUUCACGAGCACUAAAAUAUGGCAUAUUAACUGCAUUGUGUUGCCAUAUUUUUUUUUGGACAUUCAAAAAUAUAUUAUGUUUUCUUUUAAAUAAUUAUUAUAGGAAAAUGUGAAUCUGCUGGUUGUUGAAAUUGCUGGCACUUCUUGGUGAACUGGUUCCUGGUGACCGUCCGUUUCACCAUGCGUGUCUGCCACCUGACGUCUGUAUGGGCAGCAGAAUGGCAAAAGAGUUAAAGAAUCAAUACUAAACUACAUCUAGUACAUUUAAUCCUUUGCUCUGUGAUUCUGAGUUUAGCAGCGGACAAGCAGGAGACCAGGAAGCCCUGUCCCAUCUCGAUGCAAUUCUGCUUCUGAAAUUGUUAAUGUGCUGCACUGUGCAUUAAUAAAUGUGUACAUACUGGC
Molecule: messenger RNA, 2415 nt
Organism: Perca flavescens (yellow perch)
Lineage: Eukaryota; Metazoa; Chordata; Actinopteri; Perciformes; Percidae
Gene: tbp
Product: TATA box binding protein
Exons: 9
Coding region: 313-1242 (309 amino acids)
Biological process (GO): DNA-templated transcription initiation
Molecular function (GO): DNA binding
Source: RefSeq, a predicted model, not a curated record